CUUUUCAUUUUCUUUUUCUCUCUUCCUCUUUUUCUCUCUCUCCCUCCCUCUCUCUCUCUCUCUCAUCUCCUCCCUAAUUGUUUUAGGUAGAGAGACUAAGAGGGAUAUGAGCUAACCCCUCAUUCCUCUUAAACGGCGUAAGAGGGAACCUUUCCCCCAAAACGCCGUUUACUUUCAACGUAAAAUCACCAUUAAGUCACGUGCGUUUACUCUUUUCCGUUUUACUUUUUUUCGUUAUUUAUGCUCAUGGCCUUGGAGCAGCAGGUGAGCCUGAACCCCGUUGACGGCGAAACUAACGGCGUUGACGCCCGCCACCCCACGUCAGCGGAGACCGGAGAUGACGCCAGCAAGGCGCCGAGGCUGCCACGCUGGACGCGGCAGGAGAUUCUCGUCCUCAUAAACGGGAAGAGGUACGCCGAGAGCCGGGGCGGGGGGCGGACCCCGAGGUCGGACUUCGGGUCGGGUCAGGCGGAGCCGAAAUGGGCCGCGGUCUCGACGUACUGCAAGAAGCACGGGGUGAACCGGGGACCGGUCCAGUGCCGGAAGCGGUGGAGCAAUUUGGCGGGGGACUUCAAGAAGAUCAGGGAGUGGGAGGUGCAGAGGAAGGACGAAACGGAGUCGUUUUGGGUGAUGAGGAACGACCUGAGGAGAGAGAGGAAGUUGCCGGGGUUUUUCGAUAAGGAGGUUUAUGAUAUAAUGGAGGCGGUUCCGGGUGCUCCGAUUUCACACGCUCUACCGGGUCCGACCCGGGUGGAGUCCGAGGAUGUGAAGGAGGAGGGGAUGACUGAGGAGGCUGAGAACUUGUUUGAUAGUAUACAGAGGCCCACGGAGGACGGGUUGUUUUCCGACGAUGAGUCGGGCCGGAGUCCUGAGAAGGAAGUCCGGUUCAAGGAGGGUCCGGGGAGUACCACAGUGAUUUCAGGCCCUUUGCCAAUAUCAGAGAAGCAGUACAAACCAAUACCUCAAGGAUGCGAAGGACAAGGUGCAGCAGACCAAAAACAGCCAGCUUCAAUACCUGAGAUUGGAUCUACUUCUCAAGACCGGAAGCGGAAACGUUUUACAAUAGAUGUAGACGAGGAAACAUCCAAUCUGCAGAAUCAGUUGAUUGAUGUCAUGGAAAGGAAUGGCAAAGUGCUGUCUGACUAUCUCCAUGCUCAGAAUUCCCAUUCGCAACUCGAUCGGGAGCAGAGGAAGGAGCAUUCUGAUAACUUAAUUGCUGUUCUUAAUAAGCUUGCAGAUGCUUUUAUGAGAAUCGCUGAGAAAUUGUAGCAGACGAGCAACAACAAAUCAGUGUACAUAGAGAAGUCAUCUUCAAGACCCAUAGAUGUUAGCAGAGGCUGAGAAUUGGUGGAUUAAAUUUGAUCAUUCAUAUCGUGGGAUGACAGAAUUCAGUAGGGCAUUUACAAAUCACACCUGUUAUUCCACUUUUUUAAAAAUUUUAAUUUUCUUCUAUUUGUCUUUUUGGUGUAUGCCACCCUUGUGGCAUAUUGCCCCAUUAUAUUUGUAGAGUCUAUACACAGAUAAGGUUUAGAAAUUUCAAAGAGUUAGCACAUUUCUGCUGCUUUUCUUUCAUAUAUGCCCAGCUCACAUGGAAUUUUCAUGGUAGAAUGUCUUUGUGACUGUACAGACUCUUGAUAUCAAUAAGAAGCAUACUUUGUUAUUUGUGA
This is a messenger RNA of Prunus dulcis (almond), 1667 nucleotides long. RefSeq names its product trihelix transcription factor ASR3. The record is from RefSeq and is a predicted model, not a curated record. Lineage: Eukaryota; Viridiplantae; Streptophyta; Magnoliopsida; Rosales; Rosaceae. The coding region runs from base 241 to 1269 and encodes 342 amino acids. The transcript is spliced from 3 exons.